UCAGCUGUUCGUAUGUAGACGUCAACAAGUGUACUUCCCUUUUGACACUUCUAAGGAUUAAGCCCCAAAGGAAACCCCAAAGAUGCAUUCAGCAGGGAAAUCCAGCAUAGAGGAGCAGUUAGCACAGUAUAGACUCAGGAAGAAGAAGGAAGAGACACACAAAAGCGUUAAAAAGCGGUUCUGGGAGUUGAUAUGGUCAGCGAUGUCUGUUAUGAGGAGUAGUAGCACAGCUUCCGAGUCUGAGAGCAGUUCGAGUGCGGAUGAGCAACAACCCAAAGAGCAUUCCGAUGCGAAGGAAGUUCGCAAGAGAUUAACAGUCACGAGAGAGUCCUCCUCAGGCACCAGUGUAGAUCAUAGCGAUGCAGACAGUGCAGGAAACUCUUCACAACUGUCCUUUAGUUCUUACACAAAGCUGGACUGGAUUGCUUUAGGACUGAAAUGUGCCUUAUGGUUGAUUCUAGUCAAGAUCUUCAUAUUACUUGAAUUUGGAGCAGUGUUUUUUAUCUUCAGUGCCUUCGCUUUUAUAUGGUACAACAUGAGAUCCGAGCCCAAGAAAAAGGGGGAAAUUAGUGCCUACUCUGUCUUUAACCCCAACUGUGAGACAAUAGAUGGAACGCUGUCUGCAGAACAAUUUGAACGGGAAAUUUUACAUAAGAUGUAAACAGAGGCAAAUUGCAAGAUACGUUCCAAGAAAUUUAAAACAAACUAUUUUGUUGGAAGUGAAAUAUAUUUAUCCAUCUUUACUGUUAUUUUGAUUUCCAUUGCAUGUAUUUUAGGAUGAUAAAAACUUGGAUAAUUUUGUACAUCAGUUUUACAGAUAUUAGAAGAGGCACAGAGCUUGUUAUGAGCUCCAUUCCAGGAAUUCCAUAGUUAGUGUUUUGUUGGUAGUGAAAUAGCUCAUCACAUUUUCAGCCCUUGGAUCAUCACUUUAUAUUUUAGUUGAUUUAGGAUUUCAUUAAUGAAUAUAAAUUUACUUUACAUUUCACUUAUUGUUAUUUUACUGUGAGGUUUAUUUCACCAUACUCUGCUUUUGUUGUACUGUUUUCUGUCAAACUAUUGCAGAAUUAUGAUA
This is a messenger RNA of Penaeus vannamei (Pacific white shrimp), 1072 nucleotides long. RefSeq names its product SAYSVFN motif domain containing 1 (gene Saysd1). Lineage: Eukaryota; Metazoa; Arthropoda; Malacostraca; Decapoda; Penaeidae. The record is from RefSeq and is a predicted model, not a curated record.